Molecule: messenger RNA, 1246 nt
Organism: Cornus florida
Lineage: Eukaryota; Viridiplantae; Streptophyta; Magnoliopsida; Cornales; Cornaceae
Product: fasciclin-like arabinogalactan protein 21
Exons: 1
Coding region: 11-1057 (348 amino acids)
Source: RefSeq, a predicted model, not a curated record
ACUGAUAACAAUGGCGACUUCUUGCUCGCACUGGUGGCACGCUCCAAUCUACUUCGCCAUGUCGAUAACUCUUGCUGUAAUAGCAAUCUCUGCAUCAACGCCCAGAAAUUCAAUCUCAUCAAACCAACCCAUAAAGCACGAGCUCUCGUUGAACGCCUCUCUAGCUCUCCGCAAAAAUGGGUUCAACGUCAUAGCCACUCUCCUUCAAGUUUCACCGGAAAUCUUCCUCUCAUCACCGGAAUCAACCAUUUUCGCAAUCCAAGACUCUGCCAUCUCCAAAGUCUCUGUGCCUCCAUGGGUCAUGAAACAGCUCCUGCAAUACCACACCUCUCCAUCCAAGAUCUCAAUGCAAGACUUGUUCAAGAAACCCAAAGGCACUUGCUUGCCAACCCUUGUUCAUCGAAAGAACAUCGCAAUCACCAAGAUUAAUCGCAAAAGACCAUCCAUUGAGAUCAACAACGUGUCGAUUUCUCACCCUAACAUGUUUCUUGAGGGACCCAUUUCAAUCCAUGGUGUUCUUGGUCCUUUCUCUUCAUUACAUUUUCAUAAAAACUGGGACAUCAUUCAAUCACCCAUCUGUGAUUUCAAUCACAGCAUGGUUUCAAAUUCUAGUGUGUCCGAAGAAAUGGUGGAAUGGACACGAGUUGUUCGAUUGUUGAGCUCAAAGGGGUUAGUGUCGUUUUCCAUUGGAUUGAACUCUGUUCUUGAUGGGAUCCUUCGAGAUUACCCACAUUUGAAUUCGGUCACAAUCUUUGCUCCCAUGGACUUGGUCUUCGUGUCAUCGCCUUCGCCAUUGCUUGAUAGAAUUGUGAGGUUUCAUAUACUGCCUAAGAGGUUUACUUAUAUUGAAUUGGCUUCAUUGCCUGAGAAAACAUCUCUGAGAACAUUGAUUCCCGAUAAGGGUCUUGAGAUUACAGGGUGUGUUAAUUUUACAAAAGUACUGGCUAUUAAUGGAGUGGAGAUCACUGCACCAGAUAUUUUCUCAUCUAACAAGUUUCAAAUUCAUGGGAUUCCCCGAGCUUUUGAUAUGCAGGAGCUUCCCAGGACAUCCAGAUAGAUUGGUUUCAGUUCAUCUGGAGGCUGUUCUCUGUGAAGUGACCGUAUGUAUGUUCUUAGUCAGACCUUUUUUUUUUUUUUUCAAUUGACUGUGCUUUUCAUCCCAAACUGUAAAAAGAAUUAGAUUUUGUGCACAUUGUGCCAUUUUUCAAACGAAUCAAAUUGAAGCAUUCAAAUUGAGGCAUUCUAA